This is a messenger RNA of Cuscuta europaea, 1615 nucleotides long. NCBI's taxonomy places the organism in Eukaryota, Viridiplantae, Streptophyta, Magnoliopsida, Solanales, Convolvulaceae. The record is from the annotation of a GenBank genome assembly.
AAAAAAAUUCUGCCAUGGCAUUUCCUUACUUGGAAUCGGUCGUUGGUUUUAUGAUAUGCAUGUACAUUUUUGAGACAUACCUCGAUAUACGGCAACAUGCUGCUCUUAAGCUGCCAACACUUCCAAAACCGUUGGUAGGAGUAAUUAGCCAAGAAAAGUUUGAGAAGGCUCAAGCUUAUAGUCUUGAUAAAAGCUAUUGGCACUUUUUCCAAUCAUAUAUCAACAUGCUUAUGGACACGGUGAUUUUGUUAUUUGGGAUCUUACCUUGGUUUUGGAAGAAAUCAGGAAAUGCUUUGGUGUUCUUUGGUCUUAAUACAGAGAAUGAGAUACUGCACACACUUUCCUUUUUAGCAGGUGUUACGAUUUGGUCCCAGAUUACGGAGUUGCCAUUUACUUUGUACUCAACAUUUGUGAUUGAGGCCCGCCAUGGUUUUAACAAGCAAACAGUACGACUCUUCAUCAGGGACAUGAUCAAAAGUAUUAUUUUAACCAUUGUGAUAGGCCCACCUAUUGUGGCUGCAAUCAUUCUGAUAGUUCAGAAAGGAGGUCCUUACUUGGCCAUAUAUCUGUGGGGUUUCAUGCUUGUCCUGUCUCUGGUUAUGAUGACGUUAUACCCUAUCCUAAUUGCCCCACUUUUUAACAAGUUCACCCCACUUCCUGAUGGUGAGCUUAGAGGAAAAAUUGAAGACCUUGCUUCCUCACUCAAAUUCCCCUUAAAGAAGUUGUUUGUUGUAGAUGGAUCAACAAGGUCAAGCCAUAGCAAUGCAUACAUGUAUGGAUUCUUCAAGAACAAAAGGAUAGUUCUUUAUGAUACAUUGAUUCAGCAGUGCAAUAAUGAUGAGGAUGUCGUUGCUGUCCUGGCGCAUGAGUUAGGCCACUGGAAACUAAAUCAUACAAUGUACACCUUCGUUGCUUCCCAGAUCCUCACAUUCUUACAGUUUGGAGGGUACACACUCCUUAGGAACUCAAAGGAUAUGUUUCAGAGUUUUGGCUUUGACACUCAACCAGUUCUUAUCGGGCUUUUGAUUUUUCAGCACACUGUUAUUCCUUUGCAGCAUCUUGUGAGUUUCGGACUCAAUCUUGUUAGCCGAGCUUUUGAAUUUCAGGCUGAUGCUUUUGCAAAGGAACUUGGGUACGGUUUGCCUCUUCGUGCUGCUCUCGUAAAGUUGCAGGAGGAAAAUUCGUCUGCAAUGAACACAGAUCCUUGGUAUUCUGCUUACCAUCACUCUCAUCCCCCGCUGGUAGAAAGAUUGGCUGCAAUUGACCAACUUGAUAAAAAGACAGACUGAUCAUGACUUCAGGCAAACCACUCCCCCACCCACCCUCCCUGAAAAGAAGAGCAGACGAGCAGUAGAAAAGAAUUACUUCGGAUAGUUCAACUGCAGAUACAUUAUCUUCGCAACAUAAAUCACUCUACCUAUCUUUUGUACCUCAGAUCGUUAAGUAAUGUUCGAAAAAGGGAAGUUUUGAUUUUCUUUCUUUCUUAAUUUGGCCUAACCUGUGCGACUAAACCACAUAUAAGCUCUAGGCUUAGUGUAGUUGUUUUACAGAAAGUGAACUCAUGUAUUAUGUACACCAUUAUUAGUACUGAUACUUCAAACGUGCUUAACUGUCC